CCCAGCUUGCGCCGCCGCCACCGCUCGCCGCCGCCGCCCGGCUCUCCCCUCAGGUAAGUAGGAGGAGCGGCGAUGUCGCACCGUAAGUUCGAGCACCCGAGGCACGGUUCCCUCGGCUUCCUCCCCAGGAAGCGCUGCUCCCGCCACCGUGGAAAGGUGAAGGCCUUCCCUAAGGAUGACCAACAGAAGCCUUGCCACCUCACUGCCUUCCUUGGCUACAAGGCUGGUAUGACCCACAUUGUGCGUGAGGUCGAGAAGCCUGGAUCAAAGCUCCACAAGAAGGAAACCUGUGAGGCUGUUACCAUCGUUGAGACCCCUCCUAUUGUCAUUGUCGGCCUUGUGGCAUAUGUGAAGACCCCUCGUGGCCUUCGCACGCUCAACACUGUCUGGGCUCAGCACCUCAGCGAGGAUGUGAGGAGAAGGUUCUACAAGAACUGGUGCAAGAGCAAGAAGAAGGCUUUCACAAAGUAUGCCCUCAAGUAUGACAGUGAUGCAGGCAAGAAGGAGAUCCAGUUGCAACUUGAGAAAAUGAAGAAGUAUGCCACCAACAUCCGUGUUAUUGCCCAUACUCAGAUUAGGAAGAUGAAGGGCUUGAAGCAGAAGAAGGCUCACCUCAUGGAGAUCCAGGUUAACGGUGGCACCAUCGCGGACAAGGUUGACUAUGGCUACAAGUUCUUUGAGAAGGAAGUCCCAGUUGAUGCCGUCUUCCAGAAGGAUGAGAUGAUUGACAUCAUUGGUGUCACCAAGGGUAAGGGUUACGAGGGUGUCGUCACCCGUUGGGGUGUCACCCGUCUGCCCCGCAAGACCCACAGGGGUCUCCGCAAGGUUGCCUGUAUUGGUGCCUGGCAUCCUGCUAGGGUGUCUUACACCGUGGCCCGUGCUGGUCAGAAUGGAUACCACCACCGCACAGAGAUGAACAAGAAGGUUUACAAGAUCGGCAAGGUUGGGCAGGAAACUCAUGAUGCCUCGACUGAGUUUGACAGGACUGAGAAAGACAUCACCCCGAUGGGUGGGUUCCCUCACUACGGUGUGGUGAAGGGUGACUACCUCAUGAUCAAGGGCUGCUGUGUUGGCCCCAAGAAGAGAGUGGUUACCCUCCGCCAGUCCCUCCUGAAGCAGACUUCUCGCUUGGCUCUUGAGGAGAUCAAGCUCAAGUUUGUUGACACCUCAUCCAAGUUUGGGCAUGGUCGCUUCCAGACCACCGACGAGAAGCAGAAGUUCUACGGCAAGCUCAAGGCUUAGACUGCUGCAGAUCUUGUCCCAUAGUGUUAUCAGCCUUUUCUUUUCCAAGUUUGUGGCAGAUUGUUUUUGUUCUGGUUUAUGCAUUGCAAUUGCAACUCUGAGCUGCUACUGCUGCGGAUGGUUGAACUGUUGAGGUUUAUGAAUUUUGAACUUGAUAGUAAUGUUACUCCCA
Messenger RNA from Lolium rigidum, 1414 nucleotides. RefSeq names its product 60S ribosomal protein L3. Bases 73 to 1242 code for a protein of 389 amino acids. Gene Ontology annotation, cellular component: ribosome; cytosolic large ribosomal subunit. NCBI's taxonomy places the organism in Eukaryota, Viridiplantae, Streptophyta, Magnoliopsida, Poales, Poaceae. The record is from RefSeq and is a predicted model, not a curated record. Gene Ontology annotation, molecular function: structural constituent of ribosome; RNA binding. Gene Ontology annotation, biological process: ribosomal large subunit assembly; translation. The transcript is spliced from 6 exons.